GAACGGUUGAGCCAAGUCUUAGUGCGGUUUCUUGAAACGGAUCGAAUUCUCAGCCCGCGACUUUUUCAAUAAUUAAUGCCAGAUCGCGAACGGCGAACCACGCGCGACAAUAGCUACAAGAUAUAUAUUUAAAUAACAACAAUAACCGUCACCCAUAAAGCCAAGUUAAAGUCGAAACCAGUUCUCGAUCAACGCAGACAAAGCAGCAGCAUCUCCAGAAAAAUGGGAACGAAGAUCGAGUACGUGGACACCACGCAUCUGUACGCCUCCAAGUACAUCCGCAACUCCAAAGCGAUCGGUGUGCUGUGGGCCAUCUUCACCAUCUGCUAUGCCAUCAUCGGCAUCGUGGCAUUCGUGACGCCAGAGUGGAUCGGGGACCCGGACAACGAUGGAGCCGGUCGCUUGGGAUUGUGGCAGCAGUGCCAGCGGGAUGAGAUCUUCGACAACUGUCGCCGUCGCUGGGAGAGUAUCUUUUCAGUGCCCACAUUCUCGUUUCAGUUGGCCACAUUCUUUAUGCUGGGCGCCAUUGCCUUGGCCUUGUUGACCAUCUUUUUCUUGGUCUGCUUGCUGUUUAUGAAGUCAACACGUGUUUUCCACCUUUGCGGCUGGCUGCAGAUUAUAUCAGCUCUGUGCAUGAUCGUGGCCUGUGCAGCGUUUCCCUUUGGUUGGAACUCGGAUGAUUUCCGUAAGAUUUGCGGCCCGGAAGCCAAUCGAUUCGAGCUGGGAUUGUGCGGCAUUCGUUGGGCUUAUCCGUUGGCCAUUAUCGGUUGCAUAGACGGAGUGGUCUUGGCCACUCUGGCCUUCAUCUUGGCCACGCGGCACGUGCGUCUCCAGCCGGAUCCGAUUUAUCAGAAUUCACUAUACAAAGGUGAAAUCAACAAUGCGUAUCUCACGGAUGCGAUUAGCUUGGCGGGGUCCAGGAAAUCGAAUCCCCGGAUAACUGGCUUGAACUUGCAGCCCAUUUUGCUGGUGGCACCCCCAAAUGAGGAUAGUAUAUCGCAGUUUUCUCGCUAUCACUGAGAGAAAAGAAGCCUUCGAAUAGCCGGGACAACAACCGACCAAGCUUAGCGCCGCCAGCAACCGGGGUGGAGAGCUAGGCUCAGAGUUUUUCUUUUAGCCAAAAAGUUGUCGUCGGCCAAGAGGAAAGCUUUUAACCGGGUUCAGCAGCAGCUACUUACUGUGUGUGUGUGUGAGAGUGAAUUUGAGUGAAUGAAUGAUUUUGUAUAUGCCACUAUGCCCCGACUGAAUGCCACAAUUCGUAGCUUGUAAGCUUGGAUCUUACCAAUUAAGUUAACAUUUCGUGUGAAUAGCUCGUGCCUGAAUGUAUGCUUCGAUUAAGUAAACGCCACAGAGCGCAUUUCGAGCUCUCUGCUGCCUGUAAAUUAUAUACGCAUAAACAAUAAACAUGUACAAAUAUUAAACAUAUAAA
Drosophila serrata is the source of this 1429-nucleotide messenger RNA. RefSeq names its product Tetraspan membrane protein in hair cell stereocilia (gene Tmhs). Lineage: Eukaryota; Metazoa; Arthropoda; Insecta; Diptera; Drosophilidae. Gene Ontology annotation, cellular component: plasma membrane. Gene Ontology annotation, biological process: sensory perception of sound. The record is from RefSeq and is a predicted model, not a curated record.